Molecule: messenger RNA, 2337 nt
Organism: Ornithorhynchus anatinus (platypus)
Lineage: Eukaryota; Metazoa; Chordata; Mammalia; Monotremata; Ornithorhynchidae
Gene: CHIC2
Product: cysteine rich hydrophobic domain 2
Exons: 6
Coding region: 200-697 (165 amino acids)
Source: RefSeq, a predicted model, not a curated record
AGGGAGGAGGCGGCGGCGGCGGCGGGGAAGGACCGGCCCGUUGCCGUGGUUGCCUCAGCGGCGGCCGAGGGACGACCAGGAAAACGGCGGCGGCGGGAGGGAGCGGAUGCUGACAGGACGGUGGUGUUGGCGCUCCCGGUAAUGGCGGCGGGCCUGUAGCGCGGCUCCCACCCUCCGCGCCACCCUCCGCCCGCCCGGCAUGGCGGAUUUCGACGAGAUCUACGAGGAGGAGGAGGACGAGGAGCGGGCCCUGGAGGAGCAGCUGCUCAAGUAUUCCCCCGACCCGGUCGUCGUCCGCGGAUCCGGACACGUCACUGUGUUUGGACUGAGCAACAAAUUUGAAGCUGAAUUCCCUUCGUCGUUAACUGGAAAAGUUGCCCCAGAGGAGUUUAAAGCCAGUAUCAACAGAGUGAACAGCUGUCUUAAGAAGAACCUCCCCGUGAACGUGCGCUGGCUACUUUGUGGCUGCCUUUGUUGCUGCUGUACGUUGGGUUGCAGUAUGUGGCCGGUCAUUUGCCUCAGUAAAAGAACACGAAGAUCGAUUGAGAAGUUAUUAGAAUGGGAAAACAAUCGGUUAUACCACAAGCUGUGCUUGCACUGGAAGCUGAGCAAAAGGAAAUGUGAAACGAAUAACAUGAUGGAAUAUGUCAUCCUCAUAGAAUUCUUACCAAAGACACCGAUUUUCCGACCCGAUUAGCAUUGUGCGUUUUUAUUUAUAGAGACUUACCCAAGUACAUUGUCUUUCCAACGGUGCCUUGCGUGGUGCUCUCCUGGUGGUGGCAUAGCAUUCGCCCUCCAGAAUGUCGUGGCCUGGGCUUUGGGGUUUGUAACCGCAUGUUCCCAGUGUGCGUCUGUGUCCGACUUUGCGACCGUUCUAUCAUACGUGUGUUAAAUACUUAAGUUAUUGUGCUUUCUUUCUGUCGGGGGAUCCGCAUUUGUUUGCAGAAAAGAAAAAACAACCCCCCCCCCUUUUUUUUCCUUUGUCACGCCUUUGAGCAAAUACAUCUGAACGUAGCCUCAAAAUGGCCAGGCCUUUUGAUUUGAAAACUGAUACACAUAAUCUCAUUCUGUAGCUCCCUCUGACCUAGAACAAAGUGGCUUCCCACUCCUCGUCACCUUUCCAGGCACUUCAGUUUGCUGCUUCUAAAAUGUCACCUGGACGUCAUACCCGCUACCAUCUUUUUGAACUUUCCCCUUCGCCCCCUUUCAGGUCCUUGAGUAUUACCUGUAUUCACUCCCGAACGAGCCCUUCCUGGCUUCGGUUCUCUCUUUGGUUUUAAGAAAGAAGACGGUGAAGUAUUGUAUUUAGAAUAGAAGACCCAGUAAAAGAUUUGCAUGCAGCUAAUGGUUUUUAGAGUUCAGAGUCACAAAAGCAUCAUAGCACCACAUCUUUGUUUUCCAAGGCGACGUCAUGAAUAAUGGCCUUACUUGCAUUACUCUUUAUCGUUUACGAAACCUCCUACGUAAAGGUGCAGAGAGAUUCUUUUGCCUCAUCGUUUGUCCGAGGACAACUUGUUUUUUCUGUCGUUCCAAAAAUCUUUAUUUUGUCGUAGAAAAAACAAAAAACGAACAAAACCCUACGGCAGUGACAUUCUGGGUGCAAAUGUAGACAAGUCCAGCGUGCCAGAGACGCCGAGAACCCGAACGCUCCGGGCCCGGUCGGCCUGGGGGAGGGAGGUGUGAUGGGCUGCAAAGCCCAGCCUCAAAUCCCCACUGCCUCUCCCCUCCCGCCGGUGCACAGAACAACAGGAGGGUGCUGAGGGGAGGGGGCAUCCCCGGGAUCUGGGCUCGUAACCUCUCUCUCCCUCCGUCCCCCCCAUCUCUCCAACUCGGAGAGAGCUACCCAAGGCUCCAGAGUUUCACCCCGAUUGGCACGGGAGCCCCACAGAGAAUGAUGAUUCGACCGGUAGACCUCCAGGUGCUAUAGAUGGAUCUGGUCUUUGCCCGUGGGGUCAGCUGGUUCGGUCUCUGCCGCUGCCGACCCGUUAAGAAAGACCGGACGAGACCUGUUUGUUAGUUUCAGGCCAGUGAUGUCAUUGUAGUUCCUUUUCUGUUGGUUGUAUAUACCUUCUUGCAUUUUUAAAAGUUUCUCUAUCUCUCUUUCUCUCCCUCCCUUUUUUUUUUAAAAAAUAACCAAGUGGUGUAUGUGUAAUUUUUUUUUAUAAGCCUGGAAUUAUAUGAAUUUUACUGUCUGUUCAGAAACUGUUCCAAACAGCUGUGGUAUCGAGCAAUAAUGUGAAUAACUUUGGAAAAACUAUAUACUCUGCCUAAUGAUUUGUAUUGAGUUGGUACCACUACAGAAUCCCUUCUUCCUUUUAUUAAACCUUUUAAAUACCA